AUUUGCUGUUUGGAAGCUGCCAAAGCAUAUUUAGUCGCCAGCACCACAGAGAGACCAGAUAUCAGCUGGGAACUCGUGAAAUAGAACGACUAGAAGAUGAAAUACGCCGCUUGAUCGAAGGUGGCUUCACAUGGAAGGACGCCUACACGCAGUGUACACUUCAGAACACUCUCCUGGAGUUCAGUCAGGGACGGAUUUUUAAUAGAAAACUCUGCGAGGAAGCACUGAUGUCCACAGACUGGGCAGAUGACACCAACAGCGAGAUCGCCAGAGUUCUUCUCCAGGCUCUUGAAUCAAGCCAGGUGAACCCCAGGGAAAUCGAAGCUUCACGGAGUGAGGCUGAGGAGGACACGAACCUGCUCAACUCCAAUAAACGAGACGAGAUCGUGCAGGUUCACAAGUACUUUGACAAGUCAACGGGGCAACUGAAACGAGAUCCUUUCUUCGAUGAUGCCGGUUACCUAUAUGAGAACAGCGACAAACCCAAGUACACCGUCUAUUAUCCGGAGAAUGACCCAGCCCAAGAUGACAAGGACACGUACCAGUUUUUUGAGAGCCCCGAUGGCAGUCGUGUUAUCCCUGACCAAGAACCCUCGUCGGAACCAUCGGACGCCGAAGAUCUGAUACUUUUCCAGAACAGUAAUCAAUUAGAGGAUGACAAAAAAGCUACAGAUAGAGAGGAGGCAACAAGUGAAGGUCGUCCCAACAUCAAAGACAUUAUUGAAAACCUCGUUUUGAGUCCAGAUGACGAGUAUAUUUUGGAAGGCUUGCUGGAGG
Molecule: messenger RNA, 777 nt
Organism: Candidula unifasciata
Lineage: Eukaryota; Metazoa; Mollusca; Gastropoda; Stylommatophora; Geomitridae
Source: the annotation of a GenBank genome assembly